AUGCACUGCGAAGUGGCCGAGGCGCACUCAGACAAGAGGCCAAAGGAGGCCCCCGGCGCUCCAGGUCCCGGCCGGGGGCCCGCUGGCCUCGGCCCGCACAUGGCCUUCAGGGUCACCGUGAGCGGCGGGGGCUGCGGGGAGGGAGGUCCGCGUGACUUGCUGCCCCGGCCUCCCGCGCCACCGCGCUCCCACGACCUCCUCCGGCCCCGGAGUCCCCGAGACUACGGUCCGUCCAAGGCCUCCGCCGCUGCCGCCGGGAAGGUGAACGGGAGCUACGGCCAAUGCACUCCAGGCUCGGAGAAGAGUCUGCUGGAUCUGGACCUUGCCGAGGGCCCUGGCCCCACCUGCCGCCAGGGCCUGUUCCUCCCUGCAGGAAGCCCGCCACCCCGGGGCCACCCCCUCGCCUGCGAGAGGCUGCUGCAUUUCCCCCACCCCAGCAGGUCCCCCAGGCCCCAGGCCACCUAUGUGAAUGGUGGCCUCCCGGCCACACAGCACAUCAAGCAGGAAUCCCUGCCUGACUACCGCGCCAUGACGGAAGCUCGCGCACCCCCAUCCGCCCACUGCCGGGCCCCGCCGGCCACAGGCCUGCACACAGACCUGGACCUCCCGGGCCGAGGCCUUGCCAACCCCGCACCUUCCUGCUACCUUCUGGGCAGCGAACCCAGCUCGGGCCUGGGACCCCCACCUGAGGCCCACCUCCCGGAGGGGGGCCUGAAGCGCUGCUGCCUCUUGGGGCUGCCCCCCACCUCGUCGGUCUCCGUCUCGCCCUGCGCCGCCUCCGAUAUCACUUCCAUCAUCCGCUCCUCCCAGACAGCCCUGGUUACCUGUGUCAACGGACUCCGGAGCCCCCCUCCGCCGGGAGACACGGGAGGCCCUCCCAAGCGGGCCCGGCCCAGCUCUGCGUCCACCGAGAGCCCUGAGGGCAGUUUGCGGCUUGAAGCCUGCCGGAAGGCCAGCUUCCUGAAGCAGGAGCCCGCAGACGAGUUCUCAGAGCUCUUCGGGCCUCACCAGCAGGGCCUGCCGCCCCCCUACCCCUUGUCUCAGCUGCCGCCUGGCCCGGGCCUUGGAGGCCUGGGGCUGGGCCUGGCGGGCAGGGGGUUGGCUGGGCGGCAGGCGUGCCGUUGGGUGGACUGCUGUGCAGCCUAUGAGCAGCAGGAGGAGCUGGUGCGGCACAUCGAGAAGAGCCACAUCGACCAGCGCAAGGGCGAGGACUUCACCUGCUUCUGGGCAGGCUGCGUGCGUCGCUACAAGCCCUUCAACGCCCGCUACAAGCUGCUCAUCCAUAUGAGGGUGCACUCGGGGGAGAAGCCCAACAAGUGCAUGCCGUUUCCACAGUUCUUUCAUGAGUUCGAGGGCUGCAGCAAGGCCUUCUCGCGCCUGGAGAACCUCAAGAUCCACCUGCGGAGCCACACGGGCGAGAAGCCGUACCUGUGCCAGCACCCAGGCUGUCAGAAGGCCUUCAGCAACUCCAGUGACCGCGCCAAGCACCAGCGCACCCACCUCGACACGAAGCCGUACGCCUGCCAGAUCCCUGGCUGCUCCAAGCGCUACACAGACCCCAGCUCCCUCCGCAAGCACGUGAAGGCCCAUUCGGCCAAAGAGCAGCAAGUGCGCAAGAAGCUGCACACGGGCCCUGACGCUGAGGCUGACGUCCUGACCGAGUGUCUGGCCCUGCAGCAGCUCCACACGUCCACACAGCUGGCUGUCAGCGACGGGAAGGGUGGCCGCGCCCUAGGCCAGGAACUUCUCCCAGGCAUGUAUCCUGGCUCCAUCACCCCCCAUAACGGGCUGGCAGCAAGCAUCCUGCCCUCUAUGCAUGAUGUCCCUUCCAGGCACCACCCACUGGACGCCACCACCAGUUCCCACCACCAUCUGUCCCCUCUGCCCAUGGCUGAGAGCACCCGGGAUGGGUUGGGACCUGGCCUCCUAUCGCCUAUGGUCAGUCCACUGAAGGGGCUUGGGCCACCCCCACUGCCACCAUCCUCCCAGAGCCAUUCUCCGGGGGGCCAGCCCUUUCCCACGCUCCCCAGCAAGCCGCCCUACCCGCCCUUUCAGAGUCCUCCACCCCAGCCUCUGCCCAGCCCUCAAGGCUACCAGGGCAGCUUCCACUCCAUCCAGAAUUGCUUCCCCUACGGUGACUGCUACCGGUCGACCGAGCAGGCAGCCAGUGGGGACGGACUGGCGGGGGAGGCCCAUGGUUUCAACCCCCUGCGGCCCAAUGGCUAUCAUGGCCUAAGCGCACCUUUACCUGCCCCAGGCUACGAGGCCCUGGCCGAGGCCCCGUGUCCCACCACGCUGCCACCACAGUCAUCUGAGGACGUCGUGUCCAGCAGCCCCGAGGACUGCGGCUUCUUCCCUAAUGGGGCUUUUGACCACUGCCUGAGUCACAUCCCCUCCAUCUACACAGACACCUGAAUGCCGCCCACACCUGCCCGCCCUCCACCGCCGAUGCUACCCUGCCCA
Messenger RNA from Budorcas taxicolor (takin), 2463 nucleotides. RefSeq names its product GLIS family zinc finger 1 (gene GLIS1). Gene Ontology annotation, molecular function: DNA-binding transcription factor activity, RNA polymerase II-specific; RNA polymerase II cis-regulatory region sequence-specific DNA binding. Bases 1 to 2415 code for a protein of 804 amino acids. NCBI's taxonomy places the organism in Eukaryota, Metazoa, Chordata, Mammalia, Artiodactyla, Bovidae. The transcript has 11 exons. Gene Ontology annotation, biological process: regulation of transcription by RNA polymerase II. The record is from RefSeq and is a predicted model, not a curated record. Gene Ontology annotation, cellular component: nucleus.